This is a messenger RNA of Aureococcus anophagefferens, 2478 nucleotides long. RefSeq lists its product as hypothetical. Gene Ontology annotation, biological process: vesicle transport along actin filament; actin filament organization. The record is from RefSeq and is a predicted model, not a curated record. Gene Ontology annotation, cellular component: actin cytoskeleton; vesicle; myosin complex. Lineage: Eukaryota; Pelagophyceae; Pelagomonadales; Pelagomonadaceae. The annotation marks the transcript as partial. Gene Ontology annotation, molecular function: ATP binding; actin filament binding; microfilament motor activity. The transcript has 2 exons.
AUGGCGCGCGCGUCGGCGAACGCGCACUGGGUGGAGAAGGUCACGGUCGACGGCGUGGCCUACUACCACAACGCGGCGCUCGAAAAGGUCACGUACGACAAGCCCGACGAGCUCAAGAGCGCCGACGAGCUCAAGACGGAGAGCGGCUCCUGGGUCUGGGUGCGCGACGACGCCGAGGCCUGGCUGCCCGCGCGCGUCGUCUCAAAGCUCGGCCAGGGCACCGUCAAGGUCCAGAUGCGCGACUCGGGCAAGGGCCUCACGCUCAAGCAGUCGGACAACCAGCCGCUCUGGCCCCUGACGCUGAGCUCGCUGGGCCGCCUCGAGGACGAUUUGGUCAUGCUCGAUUCGUUAAACCAGGCGGCCAUGGUCCACGACCUCAAGGAGCGCUACAAGAGCGACGACAUCUACACGCGGGUCGCUGUGUGGGUCGGCGCGUCCCACACGGUCCUGGUGUCCAUCAACCCCUUCAAGCGGCUGCCCAUCUACGGCGUGAACCUCAUGCGCGAGUUCGCCGAGCCCGCGCCGAACCGGCUGCUGCCGCCGCACCCGUUCGCGGUCGCGAACGGCGCGUACCUCCGGCUGCGCGUCGACGCGGAGAACCAGGCGAUCCUGAUUUCCGGCGAGUCCGGCGCGGGCAAGACGGAGGCGACGAAGCAGUGCCUGUCGUUUCUCGCGGAGGUCGCCGGGUCGACGAACAACGUGGAGCAGCGCGUCCUGUCCGCGAACCCGGUCUUGGAAGCGUUCGGCAACGCGAAGACGGUCCGCAACAACAACUCGAGCCGCUUCGGCCGCUGGAUGGAGGUCCACUUCGACAACCGGGGCGCCAUCGCGUCGGCCCGCGUCGAGAACUACCUCCUCGAGAAGUCGCGCGUCUGCGGCCAGGCCAAGGACGAGCGGUCCUACCACGUCUUCUACCAGCUCGGCCUCAGCGGCCGCCACGCGUCUUCCGGCGUCGCGGGCACGUCCGCCGCCCACGGCUUCCUGAGCCUCGGGUCCGCGGACAAGGCGGCCGGCGUCGACGACGCGGCGGAUUUCCGCGACGUCGAGUCGGCGCUCGAGCAGCUCGCGUUCGACGACGCGGAGGUCGCCGCGCUCUUCUCGCUGACGGCGGGCUGCCUGCGCGUCGGAGAUAUCGAGUUCGCGCCGGCGGGCGACGGGUCCGCGGUCGCCAACGGGGACGUCGCCGAGGACGCCGCGGGGCUGCUGGGCUGCGCCGCUUCUGAUCUAUCGGAGGCUUUGGUCUGCACGGCCAUCGAGGUGCGGGGCACGCGGACGCUGAGCCCCUGCGCCCCCGCCGCGGCCAAGGCCGGCGCGCGGGCCCUCGCCAAGGCGGCCUACGGCCGCCUCUUCGACUGGCUCGUGAAGCGCAUCAACGUCGCCGUCGCCCAGGGCGGCGCCGCGGGCGGCAAGUUCAUCGGCGUCUUGGACAUCUUCGGCUUCGAGAUCUUCGAGUCGAACUCCUUCGAGCAGCUCUGCAUCAAUUAUACCAACGAGAAGCUCCAGCAGCACUUCAACCGCCACACGUUCAAGGAGGAAGAAAACUUGUACCGGUCCGAGGGCAUCGACUUCGAGCCCGUGCCCUUCAUCGACAACCAGCCCGUCCUCGACCUCAUCGAGAAAAAGCCCGACGGCCUGCUGCUGGCGCUGGACGACGUCGUCAACGCGCCCCAGGGGUCCGACGCGAAGUGGAUGGCGCGCUGCGAGAAGUCGCACGCGGCCAAAAAAGAGUGGGUCGACGUCUCGGAGAAGCACAAGGGCUCGCGGGGCCGCGGCGUCAAGCAGAAGGGCGACGAGGAGUUCUUCACCGUGCGCCACUACGCGGGCGCCGUGACCUACCACAUCGUCGGCUUCUGCGAGAAGAACAAGGACCCCCUGGGCCGGAACUUGUACGACCUGCUCUCGCUGAAGGCGCCCGCGUUCCCCCUCGUGGGCAAGGAGCUCUUCCCCGACCUCGGGCGCAACCCGCGGCGCCAGCCGACCAUCGCGGGCCAGUUCCGCAAGCAGCUGAGCGCGCUCAUGAAGAUCGUCGACGCCGCGGACCCGUGCUACGUGAGGUGCGUGAAACCAAACCAGCAAAAAAAGGCGCGCCUCUUCGACGCCAAGAGCUCCAUCGAGCAGAUGACCUACGCGGGCGUCUUCGAGGCCGUCAAGAUCCGCAAGUCGGGCUACCCGUUCCGCCUGCCGCACCGCCGCUUCGCCGCGCGGUACCGCCCCUUGGUCGCCGCGCACUCGUUGGGCGACGGCAGCGACCGCGACAAGUGCCGGGCGCUGCUGAAGAAUCUCAACCAGGACUUUGGCGCCGUGAAGAUGGGCGCGACGAUGGUGCUCUACCGGUCGCCGGAGCAUCGCGUGUUGGAGCUGCUGCGGAAUUUGGCGCUCGAGAAAUUGGUCCCCAAGGCGCAGCGCGGCGCGCGCGCGGGCAUGGGCCGGCGCUACCUCGCCGUGCUCAAGCGCGUCAAGGCCGAUCUCAAAACCUUG